AUGCCGACGAAGAUCCAGCAAAUCGUCGCUAUGUUGGACGGUCUCGACAACUGCGAACUCGAAAGCAUCAGAAGCGCCGCCAAUCAAGUGAUCGAGAGUCGCCCAGGCACGAGUUGCAAGCUCCUCAGCAUUCCCGCCGAAAUUCGGAACUUCAUUUACCACUUUGUCGCCAGAGGCUACCUCGACAGCUACGGCUCCUAUGAACAUGAAGGAGGUCGGUGCGGAUUGUUCCGUGCGAACAAGCAGCUCCGAGUCGAGUUUAUGGACAUAUGUUACGACAAAAAGACGGUCGGCAGAAUUCAGCUUGCCUCAGCCGAGUUGGACAGCUACCGUCGUGUGAAGAAGAUGUCGUGGGUACCUGUCCGUGGCGAAAAGAUCAAGAAAUUAAUUCUUGACGGUGGAGAGCGUAUAACUAUCUUUCCGUUCGACAACUUCAAAGGCGCCACGGACUGGGCAGAGCGUACAAUUGAGGUAGAUGAUUGGUGUGUCGCCGAGGGUGACAUAUCGAAUCAGGAGGCUAGGAUCGUCGGAAUACACAGUAACGACGAUGGAAAUGACGGUGAGGGCCUGAGAAAGCAUGCAGUCUUCGCCAUCAAGAAGACGGUGAUUCGCGAGGAGGGAUUGGAGGAUGAGCUGCCAGUCUUCGACGACGGGACCAAGUUGAUCUGA
Molecule: messenger RNA, 669 nt
Organism: Zasmidium cellare ATCC 36951
Lineage: Eukaryota; Fungi; Ascomycota; Dothideomycetes; Mycosphaerellales; Mycosphaerellaceae
Exons: 1
Coding region: 1-669 (222 amino acids)
Source: RefSeq, a predicted model, not a curated record